AAAGACUUUUCGUCAAAUAGCAAAAAUAAACUGAAUAUUGUUGAACCUUUUUGUUGAUUUGUGGAGCAGUCCAAGUCUAUUACCCGCAAUGAAUCAGUUCAAGCGCAGUCAUGCUAACUAUGGAAACAUACACUAUACCACUGAGGUUGGAACAAAGAUGGCUCUACGCCAUGUGGCUACCUUUUGUGUAUACCUCAUCGCUGUCACCAUAGUGGGCUACUCAAUGACGCCUAAGGAGAAGUUUUUCUACAAUACGGGCAUGAAGAAAAUCUUUGAACGGGAACUUCGAAUACCGGAAAUAGUAUCGCCAAGAUUUAGUAGGGUGCGUACCAUAAGGGAUUGUUGGAUCUAUUUGGAGCAACGUGUAUUGCCAGCGCUGCAUGAUUACAGAUUUUCAAGUUAUGAUAACAAAUGGCUCCCACAAAUAAACACAAAUACAACUGGCAUUUUAUACUCUGAUAACUUGCUGCUCGGUGCUCCACGUUUACGUCAAGUACGUGUGCGUAAGAAUACUUGUAAUUAUAAUACGGCAUUUUUACGUUAUUUCAAUGACUGUGUAGGCGCAUAUAGGCCACGGUUCGAGGAUACUACAGCUGACUAUAAGGACACGCCCUAUAAGACAAUUGAUGAACUUGAUGCCACUGCUAUAUAUGGUGAGAUAAAUACCUAUGAUACGGGUGGCUAUGUGCAACAGUUGACCUAUAACUAUGAGAAAAACGUUAUAAUAAUUAAUGAAUUAAGAAACAAAACCUGGAUAGAUCGUGCAUCACGUUUGCUGCUAUUGGAGUUUAAUUUGAUUAAUGUCAAUAAAGAACUAUUAAUGAAUGUGAGGCAAAUCUUUGAAAUAAUGCCAGGUGGCUUGGUUGUCACUAAAUAUGAAUCUUUAACUACCUUUUUCGAUCCCCUUUUUGUUAAAAGAGGCUAUGCGAUCAGCAUAUGCGUCAUACUUAUGUAUGGCUUGAAUAUGUACUACACCUACUUUGAAAUAAAGAAGAUCUUUAUAAAUGGCUUUACGCAUCAUAUGACUAAUACGGGAUUCUGGCUAUGCACACCAAGAAUUACACUCAUAUAUGCUUUGCUUUGUUAUAACAUUUGGAGUUAUGUGGCGGUGACACAAAAGAAAGAGGAGCUUAAAGCGCUCAGUGAGGACUUUAUAUCCAUCGAUAAGCUAAUCUAUAUCAAUCAAACUUAUCGCUGUUGCUUAGGCUUUAUCUUGUUUUUAUCAUGGAUAUCAUUGCUUUUGUUUAUGGACUUUAAUCCAGUGCUGCGCACUAUAGGUUUAGCCAUGAGCAAGGCUGCCAAGGACUUGGCUGCUUUUAUAGUCAUGUUUGUUAUACUAUUUAUUGCUUAUGGUGAGCUGGGACUUUUGCUGUUUGGCAGCGAUGUGAAGGACUUUAAGGACUUUAGCACUGCUGUGCUCACUAUGGUGCGCAUGAUUGGCGGCGACUUUGAUUACUUUAAGCUAGAGACUGAUCAUCAGAUAUUGGGGCCCAUAUUCUUUUUAAGCUAUUUGUUUAUUAUGUUUUAUAUUAUAUUGAACAUGUUUCUAGCUGCUAUUGUUUUGGCCUAUAGAACCGCAACCAAAACGGUUAUAUAUAAGCCCAAUUUUCUUUGGUAUGUAAUCAAGAAGAUUCUGUUUCGCCUUACUUUUGGUCUUGUGGCUGCUCCGACGUAUCCUCGCUUGCGCGCAGACAUGCAAUUUGAUGAACACAAUCUGAAGCAGUUACACUUGUUGCAUGAAUAUACCGAAGCGGAGGAGGAUAUGGAAAUCUUGUGUACACGUUUAAAUCUAAUCGAAGAAACUUUUCGUGGUUUUACCAAUACACUGACAGACUUGAUAGCUGAUGCCAAGAAGCGUAACCGUAAGCAUAAGCGCAAAUAGCAGUGGACUGAUUAAAAUUUAUGAGCUGGCCUACUUAUCUCUAAAAGUAUUUCCCCUU
This is a messenger RNA of Drosophila busckii, 1940 nucleotides long. Its product is annotated as polycystin-2-like. NCBI's taxonomy places the organism in Eukaryota, Metazoa, Arthropoda, Insecta, Diptera, Drosophilidae. Gene Ontology annotation, biological process: detection of mechanical stimulus. Bases 89 to 1882 code for a protein of 597 amino acids. The record is from RefSeq and is a predicted model, not a curated record. Gene Ontology annotation, cellular component: membrane. Gene Ontology annotation, molecular function: calcium channel activity; calcium ion binding. The transcript has 8 exons.